AUGACCAGGAGACAGCAAACCACAGAGGACAGCAAAAGCGGGAAACGGAUUCUGAAGCCCGUUGUGGAGAAGAAGCGAAGAGAUCGUAUAAAUCAAAGUCUCGGUGAACUGAGAAGUUUGCUGUUGAAUGUCACGUCCGAUCCUCGACUGCACAAUCCUAAGCUAGAGAAGGCAGAGAUUCUGGACUUGGCUGUGGAGUACCUUAAGAAGUGGACAGAUAGAAAGAACGCAAGAGAUGCAGAGUCCAGUGCUCCUCCUCUCCUCAGCACUGAAACUGCAGGUUUCCAGCACCAGGUGUCCCAGCUGACCAGCUUCAUGCACAAGGUGACGCCCGCGCAGAGGACACGCCUCAUGGAGACGCUGAGGCAUCACGCCGAGAGCCUGCAGCCACGACCAGACCCCCACGAGGGGCCCGACGCCGCGCCCGCCGAAACCCUCUGCAAAUGUGACCACAGAGAAGAGUCGCCCUGGCUGCUUUUUCCGCCCCAUUCCUCCUUCCAGCCCCCGUCCUGCUCCACGCCGUGCCACGACUAUCUGUCCCCCCCGUCCUCCCCCUGGUUCCCUCACUCCUUCCCCACGUACGCAGCGUCUCCACCUUUCCCGUCCUUUGCCUGCUGCUUCCCCUCUCCCCCUAACCCGUCACCUCCGUCCUCCAACACCUCCUACUUCAGCUUCUCACCCACGUUUCCUCACACCAGCCCUCUUGGUCUCCACGUCCCACUUCUCACAUCGCUAAGACACCCCAACCUCCCACACAGGGAGGAGUCCACACCAGAAUGUUCAAACAUGUGGCGACCCUGGUUCUGA
This is a messenger RNA of Oryzias latipes (Japanese medaka), 807 nucleotides long. RefSeq names its product hairy-related 11 (gene her11). Lineage: Eukaryota; Metazoa; Chordata; Actinopteri; Beloniformes; Adrianichthyidae. Gene Ontology annotation, molecular function: protein dimerization activity. The record is from RefSeq and is marked provisional.